AUGACGAGCACCAAUAACCAGAGUCAACGUUGCCGAAUUCGAAUAUUCCAUAAUGUUGAAUUAGGUGUAAUUCUACGCAAUGGUAAAGAAUAUUUUUGCUUAACUCAGUUAUACGAUCGCUUAUGGCCAAAUACAUCACGUAUGACCACCUUUAAUAGGAUCGAUAGGUUAAAAUGCAAAAAAUUAAGUUGUACUUUAGAUGAAUUGAAUAUGUUGAAAGGUAUUAAAGCUCUUGGCAGCACGGCAACACGGACUACUCUACUACCUACCGAUGAAGUCGAAAGACUGUAUAAUUAUACUCAAGAUAAGAUCCAACGUCGAAAAAAUAAGCAAUUAAACACUUCCAAGCGUCCAUAUUCCAAAUCCAAUGAUUCUCAUACGCCUAAUCGAAAACGAAGUAAUUUCAAUAAAAGGCCAUUGCUUGAUCGUAACUUACUUAAAACGACAACAAGCAAAACUACACGGAAACCAAUGACAUCCAAUGGGUCCGUCACCAAUCAUCCGAAAAUGCCCAAAAAUAAAUCCCAUACUAACCAUUCUGAUGCUAAAUGUACAAAGCGCUCAUUCAUCAACAGGAAGAAUGGUAAAAAUAAUACCAAUAACGUAAUCAAUCAUUCUGCCUUGCUCGCCUCUGCUACAAACGAUUUUUAUCCCUCCAAUCAAAAUGGUGGUCCAACCAUAGCAACAGUCUAUCAUUCCAACAUCGACCAUUACGACAAACAUCAUUUCUAUCAAAAUGAUGACGACGAUGUCUUUUCCGAUGAUGAAUUAUCAUUCAAUUUAGAUCAAUUAGACGAUGAAGAAUCCAGUGAAGGAUCUAUCUUAACAACGUCAUCAUUUCUACUUGGAUUGCAAAGUGCUACAUCCAUUUCAUCCGAUGAUGAUGAAGGCUAUACUCAUAAAAAUGGCAUAAAUCACUUGCAAUCGAAUACUAUACCAUUGGCAAAUAAUACUACAAGAAGAGGUCGAAAUUUAAAAUGUCAAGAGUUUGUUGACAAUAGCGGGAAAAGUCUACAGCCGUCUGUCAAUCAAGAUAAGGAAGAUUUUGAUAAUAAUGGCAUGCUAAUAACUAAAGAAGAUAAAGUGAUGAAAGAUGUUAUAGUUAUACGCAAGGAUAAAAGUAGUCGAUGGUUAGUUUCAAGUCGACAAAGUAGUCAAAGUGAAGAGGAAGAUGUCGAUAAUAAAAAUCUUUGCCGACCAACUAGUAAGAGAUUAGCUUCCACUACUGUCAGAAACAACGGUAAAAAGGCUAAUCGAAAACGCAGUCGUCUCGAUUCUAGUACGCAUUCAUCAUUAAAUAUUCGAAUUAGACGCGAGGGUAGUUCAGUUUCCGUCAUUUCUAGUCAUAGUAGUAAUUCUAGUUACACCGAUUGUACAACCGGUGCAAGUCUAAUAAGUGGAGAUGGUGCUAAUGAUAGCGCUCUCAAAGAAACCAAUCUACAAAAAAUGCCCUCCAAUAACCCGAUUCAUCAAGAUGAUAGCGUCAAGACUGACAACCAUAGUAGGAAUACUAAGAAAACCAAGCGGAAUAUGGAUAUUCUACCGGAUAAAACUGCCGAUGAUAUCAAUUAUAACUCGCAAGUAGUUGGUAGAGGUCAAGCAUUCCAUCCUUAUAAGAAAAAUAUGAAUAACAACACCAUAACCAAGAAAUCCACUUUAGCUUCGUGGAAUCGUAAAAUAAGCAAAUCAAAUUUCAGUAUUCAAUCAGUAUUUAAUCAUUCUUUUCCCAAAUUGACUGUUCAAAAUGGCGACUUAUGCCCUGCUGAUAAACUUUCUAUUCGAGAUGAUAGCAAGAUUGAAGAUGAUCAUCCUAUACUAUCAUGGGAAGUUGGCAAAGAAGUUCUCGGUAACAGAGUAACUAGCCGUCGUAAAAAGUCUGGCUUAAUUUCCAGGACUAAAUUACCUUAA
Molecule: messenger RNA, 1908 nt
Organism: Trichoplax adhaerens
Lineage: Eukaryota; Metazoa; Placozoa; Uniplacotomia; Trichoplacea; Trichoplacidae
Exons: 1
Coding region: 1-1908 (635 amino acids)
Source: RefSeq, a predicted model, not a curated record